This is a messenger RNA of Colletotrichum lupini, 2073 nucleotides long. RefSeq names its product oxalate decarboxylase family bicupin. The record is from RefSeq and is a predicted model, not a curated record. NCBI's taxonomy places the organism in Eukaryota, Fungi, Ascomycota, Sordariomycetes, Glomerellales, Glomerellaceae. The coding region runs from base 1 to 2073 and encodes 690 amino acids. Gene Ontology annotation, biological process: oxalate metabolic process. The transcript is spliced from 7 exons.
AUGCCAAGACUCGGACUCCUUGCUCUAUUCUCAAUGCACAUUGGAAGACUUCAGGGUAUGUACAUCCAGGCCAAGAGAAAGAGGCGGGUGACAUUUUCCAAAGUGAAGCCACAGGCAAGCGAGGUAACUACUGUUCUACUCGUCUUCUGCAUCUUCCACUUGCUCUUCACAUCCCACCCCCUUUCAGCCAAGCUUUACCACUCUUGCUCGGGUGCCGUCCAACAUGCCAAAAGACCAGCCCAGGUCGCCAAUGACACACAGUGGCCUCCAAUCAUUUACCGCGUACAGGGGUCGGAGCUUGGGGUAAAGGGGGCCUGGGCAGCGCCGAUUACAGCGGUACCCCGCAGCAUCGACACCUCGCCGCGCUCGCUCCAUGUCCUGAGGUCCUCGACCCAUGGUAUGCGGAGAUGCGUCGGCAUUCACUCGGAGGCAGGCUUUCUAUGGUCGACCACACUACCGAACCUCAGUAUGGCCUCCGAUAGCAGUGUAACUCGUCGAGGCAGCUUGCCAGGGGUUCGAAACCGUAUGGCCAUUGGUCAAUCAGGAACUCCUCCGAGCUUCGAGCUCCGAAAUCUUCCCAGCUCAGGACCGAGGAUCUUCGCGUCUUGGCUACAAAGUAUCACCUGCAGCUCCUUCUUCCUGACGUCCUCUUCUUACACGCUUCCCACCACCAUCAUGCAUCUCCCGCUGCUCCUGUCAGGAGCUGUCUUGAGCUUCAUCGCUCCGACCCUCGCCGUGCCUGUCCAGGACAGUCCUCGCCAGCGCCUCCUCGACGGCAAGGGUCUUCCUACAAAGUACCGCAGUGGUUCGCCUCCCUACACUCCUGGCCACAAGGACAAGUACGACAGUCCCAUUGACUCCAUCGGCGACGAGCUCGAUCCCUUGCCAUAUCGCAAUGGCCUCGGAGCCUCCGUUCUCGGUCCUUGGAACGAGGCUCGAUCCAGACAGAACCCGGAUCUCGUUCGACCUCCAGGCACUGAUCACGGCAAUCUUGCCAACAUGCGUUGGAGUUUUGCUGAUUCUCACAUUCGCAUCGAGGAGGGUGGUUGGACUAGACAAACCACGAUUCGCGAGCUUCCUACUAGUAUCGAGCUGGCCGGUGUUAACAUGCGCCUAGACGAGGGGGUCGUUCGCGAACUCCACUGGCACAAGGAAGCUGAAUGGGCAUACGUCCUUGAUGGCAGCUGCCGUAUCACCGCCAUUGACUACGAGGGAGGCAACUUUAUCGAUGACGUCCAAAAAGGCGAUCUCUGGUACUUCCCCUCCGGUGUUCCUCACUCCCUUCAAGGGCUCGGCGGGAACGGAACCGAGUUUCUCUUAAUCUUCGACGACGGACACUUUUCUGAGGAGUCUACUUUCAUCCUUACGGACUGGCUUGCACACACCCCCAAGUCUGUCAUCUCAAAGAACUUCAAGCUGGCUCCCGAGGUCUUUGCAAACAUCCCCGAGGGAGAGAAGUACAUCUUCCAAGGAACGACACCCGGCUCCAUCAGCCACGAGGCCCCUGACGGAAAAGGCGUCAAGAAAUCAAAGCACCAGUUCACGCACAAGAUGCUCGCGCAGGAACCCAAGAAGACCUCUGGCGGCGAAGUCAGAGUAACCGACUCCAAGAACUUUCCCAUCUCAAAGACCAUUGCUGCUGCCCACGCCAUCAUCGAGCCCGGCGCCCUUCGUGAGAUGCACUGGCACCCCAACGCCGACGAGUGGUCCUUCUUCAUCAAGGGUCGCGCCAGAGUCACGAUUUUCGCCUCAGAAGGAAACGCCAGGACAUUCGACUACGUGCCAGGCGACGUUGGCAUCGUCCCGAAGAACAUGGGUCACUUUGUGGAGAACAUUGGCGACGAACCCCUCGAGAUGCUCGAAAUCUUCCGCGCCGACGAAUUCAGAGACUUCUCCCUGUUCCAGUGGAUGGGCGAGACGCCCAAGAAGCUGGUCGUCGACCACCUCUUCGCCAACGACCCCGAUGCUGGAGAGAAAUUCUGGGACAAGGUCAAGAGCGCCGAGAAGGAUGAGAUCACCAAGGACACUAGCGUCGAUGCCGAGGAUGUUCAGACCGAGACGGAGGAACUCUGA